This is a messenger RNA of Centropristis striata (black sea bass), 12155 nucleotides long. It is a transcript of the gene ep300b, whose product is annotated as E1A binding protein p300 b. Gene Ontology annotation, biological process: positive regulation of transcription by RNA polymerase II. The transcript has 31 exons. Gene Ontology annotation, cellular component: transcription regulator complex; nucleus; histone acetyltransferase complex. The coding region runs from base 2051 to 10777 and encodes 2908 amino acids. Gene Ontology annotation, molecular function: histone acetyltransferase activity; zinc ion binding; protein binding. The record is from RefSeq and is a predicted model, not a curated record. NCBI's taxonomy places the organism in Eukaryota, Metazoa, Chordata, Actinopteri, Perciformes, Serranidae.
GAGGAGUAGAAACAACAAGCCGCCAUUUUGUUUGUGCGGACAGACCGUCAGAAACAGGAGGAGAUAACCGAGAGAAGGAGCGACUCCGCCAACCGACGGCAGCCACUCCGGGAACCACCGGGUGAAGAAAGAGUGGCGAAAUCCUGUCCGUGUUAUCAGGGGAGAGAAAGCAUCACCAAAAAAAGAUAAGACGUCAGUGGAGGGAAAACCGAGUCGGCGAUAUAUAUGUAUGCAUGAGAAGGAAAUACUCCGACAAAUCCAAGGAAGGGGGUGUUUUGCGGAGCGGAGACAGAGAGGAGAGGCGGAAGAGGGCUAUAUAUUAUCGUAACGAGGAAAAACCUGCGAAAAAGGGAAAACAUCAACAUGAAAAUUCAUUAUGUGUCCGUCGCGGAGGAAGGAAAGAGUCCGCAUAGACAAUUAUAUAAAUAAAUUGCUGCCGGGCAGAAGGGAGAGGUGGAAAGAAAGACGGGUUUAAAGAGAAGGGAAAAUUGCCAGGAUCAACACGAAGGGGGGCAUUCUCCAUCACAAAGAGUCAAUGAGAGGAUUUUGUCAGCCCAAAAUAUUUUAGGGGGGUGUCAACAUUAGUGUGCCGAUUUGAAGCUUUCCGCUUCCGAAAUAGCCAUAAUUUCUUAACGACCCGCCGUCAUUUUUUUAAAUCACAUUUUCGCCUGUCGCCCUAGCUGUGCUCUGUUUUUUUUUUUUUUUGCCUAACAUCUUUUUUUCCUCCUCACUUGCACGACCAAUACAUCCUUAAAGCAGUGAUUGACAUAUUUUUUUGGAUUAUUUAUCAUUUUUUUGCAUUAUCUGAGAUUUCAAGUGCUCAAACCAAGCGAAAUCCGGAGGAGGAACCUCUUGUGGAGCACGAGAUAAGUAACCCCACAGAUCGUCCUCUGCAAAAUAAAACUAAUUGGAUCAAUCUGACUGCCUGCUGAUUGGCAAUUAGCGCUGUGAUUGCCCUCAAGAACUAUACUGUCAAAGAAAUAUAGUCUGCAUCAGAAUCGAUUGCAAAGGAGCAGAGAUUUUUUUGACAAGAUUUUUCUAUUUUCAACCUUUGCCAAUCCUGCUGACUGCAAUAGGCACACUCGCGUAAACGGGUUGCAACAACCAAAUGUGCAAUACGAGUCAGUUAGUUUCUGACCCAGUGCCUUGCAUGGUCAAACACUAAGUGCACAUUCUAGUCAGCAUGCACAUGCAAAAGAAAAGUCAUGCUUGGAUAUAUACAUCCGCAAUAUAUUUUCCUUUUAUCUGAGUAACUGCAGGUGUGUGACUAGUGUUUUCAUCUUUCUGCAGAACUGUUAAACUAUUUAUUCAGUUGCUGUUAAGCCAAUGCAAGUUUUUUUUUUCUCAGUAUUGCACACGAGAGCCUCCCACUUACGCUUUAAUUGUAUUUGAGGACUACUGCUGGUGGUCUCAACACACCGGUUGACUGCCUUUAGGGUCUGGAAACGUAAAGGAAUCGGUGGCAUUGACAGCAGUUGGAUGUGUGGUGGUCAGGUGAGAGAAAUGGUAAAUGUAACCGAGGAUCUCAUAACUGUUGCAUGAGAGGACGGCCUGCAGAAGUUAACACUCCUGGUUUGUGCUUUUUUGGAUCAUAAUUAUCAUUUCCGUGCCCCGACCGAGACUCUUUCCACUGGAGCGUUUCAGACCUGAAAUACAGGAUUUCUCCGCCGACUAUGGCGGACAGGACUGAGUGCAGCACGGAAGACGGAUCUUGGGACAAUUUUUGUGUCGCAGAAGAGGCUACAUGAGGUUGUCAGAGGGCCGCACGCUUGCCUUUUUUGCCGACUCCACCUUCCCACCUCCUCCUGUUCAAAUCUGUGAAGAAACACAAUCUCCGACAGGGGAGGGGGACUGAUAUCUGCAGAGAGGAAUAAACCGAGAGGGAGAACUGUGAGGGAAAAGAGUUCAACAUUGCUCUCUUCUCCCCUACCGUCCCCCAAGCGGUGGGGGAAAGAUCAGAAGCAUUUCUUAAAGGGAUAAGGAGACGCAAAUAAAGGAAAUACGUUUGCCCUCCGUGGAUCUACAGCAUUUUUUUUAAUUCGUCAAAAAUAUGGCCGAUAAUGUCCUGGACUCCGGCCCGCCUUCAGCCAAGAGGCCCAAGCUGUCCUCUCCAGCUCUCUCGGUGUCUGCCAGUGAUGGAAAUGAUUUUGGUUCGCUCUUUGACCUGGAGCAUGACCUCCCAGACGAGCUCAUCAGUUCCUCGGACCUGGGGCUGACCAACGGAGGGGAUGUCAGCCAGCUCCAUACCAGUCUUAGUGGACUAGGAGGAGGGCUCGGUUUGGGAGGCCAGGAUGCCGCUGCAAAACACAAACAGCUGUCUGAACUAUUGCGUGCUGCACCAGCACAGCAGGGUGGCCCCACUUCCAACAGCACAGCACCCGGGGCUUCCAUGGGGAUGAUGGGGGGUGUCGGUGGACCUCAAGGCAUGCCCCCCCAGGGCCAGCAGCAGCAACCUGGAUUAAUGCAGCAGGUUGGGAUGGUUGGGCUCAAUCGGGCAGCUGCCAUGAUGGGUGCCCAGAAGGGCAACAGUGGACCACAGCAGCAAGGCCUGAUGGGGGGACAGGUGAUGAAUGGCUCACCAAGAAUGGGUUACCCUGGCAGUGCAGGCAUGGGUAACAAUAGUAAUCUGUUGGCGGAAACCCUACAGCAGCAGGGCAACCAGCAAAUGGGACCCGGGGGUCAGGCAGGCAUGAGACCACAACAACCGGGAGCACUGAACAAGAUGAGUAUGAUGGCCAAUGCGGGCCCCUAUGGCGGUCCGUACGGCCAGUCUGGCCAGGGGCUGCCUGGAGCAGGGCUGGGCCCUCAGCUCCAGAAUAAGGCGGGCCUGCCCAACAAUAUGGCCUCCCAGUUCAACAUGGACAAGAAGGCACCAGGUCAAGGCAUGCCGGGGAUGCAGCAGCAGCCCGGAGCAGUUGGUGGUGUAUCCGUCGGCGGAGCAGCAGCAGUGGGAGGCGCUCAGGUUGGGCUAAAUGCCGUAGGGGCGGGUCCCGGCGCAGCGCCCCCUACCGCAGACCCUGAGAAACGGAAGCUGAUUCAACAGCAGCUGGUCCUCCUGCUCCACGCGCACAAGUGCCAGCGGAGGGAGCAGGCCAACGGGGAAGUGCGGCAGUGCAACCUGCCCCACUGCCGCACCAUGAAGAACGUGCUCAACCACAUGACUCAUUGCCAGGCUGGCAAGUCCUGCCAGGUGGCACACUGUGCCUCAUCCAGACAGAUCAUCUCUCAUUGGAAGAAUUGCACACGACAUGACUGUCCUGUAUGCCUGCCACUGAAAAACGCUGGAGACAAGAGGAAUCAGCAGUCUCUUGUAAACAGUGCAGGGAUGGGUUUGAUGAACUCUUUAGGUUCAGGCGUGCCUAGCGGACAGUCGAACACUCCAAACCUGAACCCUCCAAACCAGAUUGACCCCAGCUCUAUAGAGAGGGCGUAUGCUGCACUUGGCCUCACUUACCAGGGCAACCAGAUACCACAGCAGCCAUCGCAGCCCAACAUGUCGAACCAGGGGCUGCAGGGGCAACCUGGGAUGAGGACUUUGAACACAAUGGGUGGCAACUCUAUGGGAGUAAAUGGUGGAGUGGGGGUGCAAUCCCCCAACCAGCAGUCCAGCCUACUGCCAAACGCCCUGUUGCAUGGUAACAUGAAUCCACAGAGUUUGAUGAAUGACGGUGUGGGGAACCUGGGCUCCAUGCCCACGGCAACUCCUCCCUCUGCUGCAGGCAUGAGGAAGUCUUGGCAUGAAGACAUCACACAAGACCUCCGCAACCACCUUGUCCACAAGCUCGUGCAGGCCAUCUUCCCCACUCCUGAUCCAGCGGCCUUGAAGGACCGGCGGAUGGAGAAUCUGGUGGCUUACGCUCGAAAAGUAGAAGGGGACAUGUACGAGUCAGCAAACAGCAGGGCGGAGUACUACCACCUGCUGGCAGAGAAGAUCUACAAGAUCCAAAAAGAGCUGGAGGAAAAGAGGAGGACACGACUCCAGAAGCAGGGCAUGAUGCCCGGUCAGCCUGGUAUAGCCUCCCCAGGCCUCCCGCAGGUGCCUCCCAGCAUGGGACAGCCGCCCAUGGCCCCUGGGCAACCCCCGAAUGGUCCUCACGCCGAUCCGUCCAUGGUCCGACCAACUGGACCCAAUCAGAUGGUCAGCAGGAUGCAGAACCCAGCAGGGAUGAACCAAUUUGGUCAGAUGGGGAUGCAGCCAAUGGGUCAGAGAUCUCCUCUUCCUCUUAAUGCUCAAAUGAACCAGAUGGGUAUGGGAACAACAAGGAUGGGUCAGCCCAAUGCCACACAGUUACAGAACCAGUACCUCCCUCCAGGCCAGUUUCCUGGGUCCAGCCCUGGACUUGGCUCUGGUCCUGUUGGCAUGAACCAGCAAGGAGCACAGACUGCUGUGCCACCGCAGAACCAGAUGUCAACGCCGCCUUCCCUCCCAGCCAGCAGCCCUGCAGCACAGUCUGCCUCUUCUGCUCCAGGCUCUGCAGGCCCCGUAGGCUCCAUGGGGUCGGGGAGUGCCAGUGGGGCUGGGCCUUUACCCAACCUGCCUCCAUCUUCGACCCCCACCCAGCCUAACUCCUACCCUCACUGCCCACCCAUCCGAACAAACUCGCCCUCACCGGCACGCAGCUUAACGCCUCAGCCGCAUCAAACGCCCCCCACGUUACCUCGUUCUCAGACCCCACAGCCACAGACUCCCAGCACACCCCAGCUGCCCCCUCCACAGCAUCCCCAACAACAACAACAACAACAACAGCAACAGCAGCAGCAGCAGCAGCAACAGCAGCAGCAGCAACAACAACAGCAGCAGCAGCAACAGCAGCAGCAGCAGCAGCAACAACAGCAACAACAACAAGCUUCACAGCAGCACCCGCCAUCGGGGCAGGCAGCAAACUCUGAGAAGGCCAAUCAGCUUCCACAGCAGACACUUGGGGGUGUGGCUUCUUCAGCUCCCCAAGCAGGUCAAGCUUCUUCUGUGCCUACCCAGAAUGCUCAUGUGCCAUUGCAGCGGCCUCAGACCCCACUAUCUCCGAAGCCUUCUCUGACAGCAGAUGGUCAGGUGUCCUCUCCCGCCUCGGUCAACAGCAGUGCUGAUCCCAGCUCGCAGCACACCGUGGCGGACGGCUCUGCUCCCAGCCAGGAAGAAGUCAAGAUGGAGGUGAAGAAGCAGGAGGAGGAGGAUGACGGAGACGCAGAAGGAGAAGGCAAGGGGAAGAUGGGCAAGGGUCAGCAUGACGUAAAGACGGAGGAAAAACCAGAGAUAAAGAAGGAGAAGCCAUCAGGAGAGGGCUGUAAAGGCGAGCCCAUGGAUACAUCAUCAGGAUCAGCGUCAUCGUCAGUAGCAGCAAGUGAAGACAAGAAACCGGAGGUGAAGAAAGAGCCCAAAGAGGAAGAGGAGGGGUCAGGGUCAACGGCCAACAGCAGCUCUCCAGCCAGUGCUCAGAGCAAGAAGAAAAUCUUUAAGCCGGAGGAGCUGCGUCAGGCUCUGAUGCCCACCCUGGAAGCUUUGUACCGGCAGGACCCUGAGUCCCUGCCUUUCCGUCAGCCGGUGGACCCCCAGUUACUGGGAAUACCCGUACGUAUUCGAACUAGUAACAAAACUAACCUGGACUACUUUGACAUCGUGAAGAACCCCAUGGACCUGUCGACCAUCAAGCGGAAGCUGGACACAGGACAGUACCAGGAGCCUUGGCAGUACGUCGAGGACAUCUGGCUGAUGUUCAACAACGCUUGGCUGUACAACCGCAAGACGUCCCGCGUCUACAAGUACUGCUCCAAGCUGGCGGAGGUGUUCGAGUCAGAGAUUGAUCCCGUCAUGCAGGGCCUGGGAUACUGUUGUGGGAGAAAGUUUGAGUUUUCCCCCCAAACUCUAUGCUGCUAUGGAAAACAAUUAUGCACCAUCCAACGUGACGCUGCUUAUUUUAGCUACCAGAACAGGUACCACUUCUGUGAGAAGUGUUUCAACGAAAUCCAGGGCGAGUGUGUGUCCUUGGGGGACGAUCCCUCCCAGCCUCAGACUACGACAAACUCGAUGUCUGUGGCAACAUUCCCAGGAAAAAACACAAGAGGCGCGCAGUUCGCAGGGUCCAUCAACAAAGACCAGUUCCAACGGAAGAAGAACGACACACUCGACCCCGAGCUACUUGUGGAAUGUAUUGACUGCGGUCGUAAAAUGCACCAGAUCUGCGUCCUGCAUAAUGAUACCAUAUGGCCGUCGGGCUUCGUAUGUGACAAUUGCCUCAAAGCGGCCAAUAAGACGCGGAAAGAGAACAAAUAUGCAUCCAAAAGGCUUCCUCAGACCAAGUUGGGCUGCUAUUUGGAGACACGAGUGAACGAUUACAUCAAGCGGCACGACCUCCCCGACUCUGGCGAUGUCACCAUCCGUGUGGUCCACGUCUCAGACAAGGUGGUCGAGGUCAAGCCGGGCAUGAAGUCCAGGUUUGUUGACAGCGGAGAGAUGUCCGAGUCCUUCCCCUACAGGAUGAAAGCCCUGUUUGCAUUCGAGGACAUCGAUGGAGCGGACGUGUGUUUUUUCGGCAUGCACGUUCAAGAAUACGGCUCAGACUGCCCGCCUCCCAAUCAGAGACGAGUGUACAUCUCUUACCUGGACAGCGUGCAUUUCUUCCAACCUCGACUCCUCAGAACUGCUGUUUACCACGAGAUCCUGAUAGGCUACCUGGAGUAUGUCAGGAGGCAGGGGUAUACAACGGGUCAUAUCUGGGCCUGUCCACCCAGCGAAGGGGAUGAUUACAUCUUCCAUUGUCACCCAGCGGACCAGAAGAUCCCAAAGCCAAAACGGCUGCAGGAGUGGUACAAGAAGAUGCUGGACAAGGCGGUUGCAGAGCGCAUAGUCCAUGAUUACAAGGACGUCUUCAAGCAGGCAACAGAGGACCGGCUGACCAGCGCCAAGGAGCUGCCGUACUUUGAAGGCGACUUCUGGCCCAACGUCCUGGAGGAGAGCAUCAAGGAGCUGGAGCAGGAGGAGGAAGAGAGGAAGAGGGAGGAGAACAGCACCUCCAAUGAGAGCACAGAUGUGACAAAAGGAGACAGCAAGAAUGCCAAAAAGAAGAACAACAAAAAGACGAGUAAGAACAAGAGCAGCAUGAGCCGAGCCAAUAAGAAGAAACCAGGGAUGCCCAACGUUUCCAAUGACCUUUCCCAGAAACUCUACGCCACCAUGGAGAAACAUAAGGAGGUCUUCUUUGUUAUCCGCCUCAUUGCUGGCCCCACUGCCAACUCGCUGCCCCCCAUCACUGACCCGGACCCCCUCAUGGCCUGUGACCUGAUGGACGGCCGUGAUGCCUUCCUGACUCUGGCCCGGGACAAGCACCUGGAGUUCAGCUCUCUCAGGAGGUCCAAGUGGAGCACCAUGUGCAUGUUGGUGGAGCUACACAACCAGAGCCAGGACCGCUUCGUCUACACCUGCAAUGAGUGUAAACACCAUGUGGAGACGCGCUUCCACUGCACGGUCUGCGAGGACUAUGACUUGUGCAUCACCUGCUACAACGCUAAAGGUCAUGAGCACAAGAUGGAUAAGCUGGGGCUUGGCCUGGAUGAUGACAGCAACAACCAGGCAGCAGCAGCUACCCAGAGCCCAGGAGACUCUCGCCGCCUCAGCAUCCAGCGUUGCAUCCAGUCGCUGGUCCACGCCUGCCAGUGCCGCAACGCCAACUGCUCCCUGCCGUCCUGCCAGAAGAUGAAGCGUGUGGUUCAGCACACGAAAGGCUGCAAGCGCAAGACAAAUGGCGGCUGUCCCAUCUGCAAGCAGCUCAUUGCUCUGUGCUGCUACCACGCAAAACACUGUCAGGAGAACAAAUGUCCCGUCCCGUUCUGUCUGAACAUCAAGCAAAAGCUCCGGCAGCAGCAGCUGCAGCACCGGCUCCAGCAGGCCCAGAUGUUGAGGAGGAGGAUGGCCAGCAUGCAGAGGGUGGGGCAGCCGGCCGGAGGGCCGCCGGGAGGACCUGUUGUAGGGCUUCCAUCACCAGGGAACAAUGGUACCACAGCGCCCAGUACCCCAACUUCUGGUGGAACCCAACCCCCAACCCCCCAGACACCGACUCAGACCAUGCCUCCAGUUACGCAGCAGGGAAUGGGCCCUGGACCUCAGCAGCAACAGCAGCCCGGUGGAAUGCCCCCACAAAGUGCCAUGCCUCCUCAACACCCCCAUCAUCACCAGUUCUCGCAGAUGGCGGGUGGAGGAGGCGGGGCUGGGGGGAUAAUGAGCUCUCCCCAACAUCAGCAGCAGAUGCUUCCUCAGGUCCAGCAGCAGCAGCAAAGUGGAGCAGGGACCAACCCUCAACAGCUCCAACAGCACCCCAACAAUUUGCCUCCAUAUGCCAGCAGACCUCCGGGCUCCUCCCCAAUGCAUCAGUCCCAGGGCAAACCGGUCCUCGGCUCGGCGACACCUCCCCAUGGUGGCCCUGUCAUGCCUGGAAAUGUUGGGGGCCAACAAGCUCCCAGCCAGCCACAGGGCCAGCCUCCCCUUCCACAGCAACCGCAACAGCACCCCCCUUCUGGCCCGCCACCGGCUGCAGUAGAAAUCGCCAUGAAGAUCCAACAGGUGGCUGACGCUCAGAGGAAGAUGGCUCUGCAGAGACAGGCAGCCCAGGCAGCGGCAGGCUUGAUGCCUCCUCACCCUCACCAUCAACAAGGUCAGGGACAGCAGAUGGGCAUGGGACACCCAGGGGCGGUUGGGAUGGUCGGAGCCCAGGGUAUGCCACCACAGAACCAUGCAGCAGUGGCAGCUGCUCGGGCCCACAUGGAUCAACAACAAGGAGCUCCACCAGGGAUGAUGGUUGGUGCUGGUGGGCCCAUGCAGCAACCCCCUCAGCAGGGUAACCUGCCCCAGGGCCAGCUCCCCCCUCAGGUACAGCUUCAGCAGCAGAGAAUGGGUGCUCCACAUCAGAACCCUCAACAGCAGCAGCAGCAGUGGGCAGGUCAGGGGAUGCCCCCUCAGCAGAGGCAAGCGAUGAUGAACCAAAUGAGCCAUCCUGCCAUGAUGGCAGCUCAACAACAACAACAACAGCAACAACAACAACAGCAACAACAACAACAACAACAGCAACAACAACAGCAGCAGCAAAUGCAACAGCAGCAGCACCAACAAGCUCAGGGCCAUGCUGCCUUGAUGAGCAUAGCGCAGCAGCAGCAAGGGGCUGGUGGUGGGAUCCCUGGGGGAGCUGUCCCUGGAGCUCCUGGUGUGCCGGGUGGUGUUGCUGGUGGGAACAUCCCCCAGGCAGCCCUUCAGGAGCUGUUACGGACUCUUCGCUCACCGAGCUCGCCCCUCCAGCAACAGCAAGUCCUCAACAUCUUACGGUCUAACCCACAGCUCAUGGCUGCUUUUAUCAAGCAGAGAGCCUCAAAAUACAAGGGGGGUCAGGGAGGCCCAGGGGGACCGGGUGGUAUCCCUGGAGGUCCUGGACCCACAGGGGGUCCUGUUGGUAAUGUCAUGGCAGGAGGGGGCCCACAGGUGAACAUGAACGCUGCAGGUGGCGGCCAGCCCGGCAUGCACAUGGGGGGACAGGGAGGGACAAAUGUCAACAUGGCCACUAUGGCUCAGCUGCAGCAAGUCCAGCAGCAACAGCAACAGCUGCAACAGCAGCAGUUACAGCAGCAACAGCAGCAGCAACAACAACAACAACAGCAACAGCAACAACAACAACAGCAGCAGCAGCAGAGGCCAAUGCUCAGCGGGUUACAACAGCAGCAGGUUGCUCUUCAGCAGCAGCAGCAACAACAGCAACAGCAAGGUGGAGGAAGAGGUAUGCAGGGCCAGGGGCUACAGAUGGGAAAUAUCAACAGUCCCCAGUUUAGAGAGCUGCUCAUGAGGCGGCAUCUCCAGCAGCAGCAGCAGCAGCAACAACAGCAGCAGCAGCAGCAGCAGCAGCAAAUGGGAGUAAAUCAUGGUCAGUUCCAGCAGCCACAGCCGCCACAGGGGCAGGGCUACAUGGGACAGCCUGGGAUGCAGCCUCCUGCAGUGGGACAGGGACCACCUGGAGGCCCGCCUCUUGGCCCUCAGCAGCCUGGUGGUCCUCCAGGACAGCAGGGGCAAGGUUACCCAGGGUCGGUGGCCCAGCAGCAGGCCACAGCUGCACUCCAGCAGAGGCUCCAGCACCAGCACCACCUCCAGAUGCAGCAGCAGCAGCAGCAGAAUGCCAUGGCUGGCCUGCCGGGGGGUGACGCAGGGCCAGGGGGAGGGCCUCAGCAACCACCUCCGGGCCCACAGCCCAAUCCGAAUGGCCCCCCACCAUCGUCUCUGAUGCAACAGGCCCUCCACCAGAGGCUGCUCCAGCAGCAGCAGCAGCAUCUGGGCCCUGGUGGGUCUCCAGCCCAGCACAGCAAUCCCAUGAGCCCUCAGCAGCCGCAGCAGAUGGCCCAGUCCCCGCACCCGCACCAACACCUGCAGGGCCAGGCGCUGUCCACGUCGCUAGCUAACCAGGUGCGAUCUCCGCAGCCUUCACCGAGACCCCAGUCCCAGCCACCACACUCCAGCCCGUCCCCGCGCAUGCAGCCCCAGCCUUCCCCACAUCACAUCUCCCCUCAGAUGCAGACGGGUUCUCCACACCCGGGCCACCUGAACCAGCACCACCCGGGCAUGGUGGUCCCUCCACAACAACAGCCAACGACCCAGCAGCAGCAGCAACAGAACUCUAUGGAGCAGUUUGGGUCGGACCAGAGCGCCAUGCUGUCUCAGCUGAGCAGCAUGGCCGGUCUACACGGGCCGGGGGGGAACGGUCAGGACCCGCUGGGCCAGAACAUGAAUCACAACCCUUUAGACAUCAUGUAGGAAUUCUACUUAACGUGUCAAGUCGAGCUGAGACGCUCCGUGAUUCUUCGCACAAACUGCACUCACCCAGGACAGUGUUAUUGUUAUUACUUAGCCUUUCUUUUUUAUACUAUUAUUAAAUGUUAUUUAAAAUGUUUUCAAUAAAGAUGCAUUGAACUGAACCUUCCUAUGGGAGAUGAACAAUAAAUCAAGCAGUCGUUAAAUAAAUUAGAAUAAAUGAAUUGUAAGUUAUUGCUGUUAAUAUAUUUUUUUUGCCAAUUGUGGACAAAGAGGGGGAUGGUUUCUCUUGCACCACCCCCCUUACCUCCACCUCUCGCUGAAUAGAAGAAAGGUGAUAUUUUCGGGGUUUUGGGGGUAAAUAGGAGUACUUGCCUUUUUUAAGAAAUGUUUUUAAGAUUUUAAAAGUGGUCGAGAAUUAAAGAGGAAAUGAUUUAAUGCAAAGAACUUUUUUUAUCGGUUUUGUUUCCCCAUCAUUCAGUCUGUCUGUCUGUUUCUGUUCUGCAGAGUGAUGUGGAUUAUUAUUAAUGUAAAUCCAAACAUGAUGCAUAUCUUCAUUUUUUUUUUUAAUGUUUGGGUUUGCUUUAUUUAUUGUUUUUUUUGGGGGGGGGCGGGGUUUGGGGGUGUUACGUACCCUGAGACUGCUACAAUUCGUAUAGAAAUAUAUUUUUCUUAUUGACUGUUAUGACAAGGGUAGUGGAUAUUUCAUUUCACUUUAGAUGUCUUUAGUUGGGUCUGUCCAGGCGGGAAUAAUUAAAUGUCAGUGUUUAUUGCAGUGGUUGAGGGUCUGCUGUGAGUUUGAACGGACAUAUUGUGACGUCCCGGCCGGCUUCGGUAUCGGACAUCAGUCAUGCUGGAAGCGACUCUUCCCUCGCAAACAUGCAAGCCCUCUCCCUCGAAUGUGUGUGCACUCCUUCCUUUAAAGACACUUAAUCUGGAGCAGUGGAGGCUUGGGGAGGGGGGGUGCAUACCUGUGUGCCUGAAACAUUUUGAGUACAUGGGCUGGGAUGUGAAAAUAAAUGGGUGGGGUGGGCUCCUUUUAGUGUUUUUAGGAUUCCGCUGUUUGGAGUAAACAGAGGAUUUUUGAUCCAAAUGAACUGUGUUGCACAGAAAUGAGGAGAAAAGGAGGAGAUAUGAGCAGUCGGUCUCCGUCUCUUUCUGCCUCGUCCCCUUUGCUGCUCCCCUCGGACUUUAAAUCCCCUCCCCCUCCUCCUCCUCCUCUUCCUCUGGGGGAAGUUGCUCCCCCUACCCUCAAACUCCAUCCUCUUUAUCUUUCUGCUAAGAACUUUGGGAGUUUAAUUUAAUAUUUUUUACUGUACAAAGGAAACACAAACUGUGGACUCAAAUACUGUUUUUUAUAAUAAAAUGAAAAUUACCAACA